CGUCAGUAUAAGCCAGUUUCGAGGGAAGGAGAACAACACGAGUCUCGGAGACUCUCCAGUCACUUCAGACACUUCUUCAGGUGCAUUAGUGUUUUUUUUUAAUCCCAGCGAUGGCCAAAUGGGGCGAGGGCGAUCCCAGGUGGAUAGUGGAGGAGCGCCCCGACGCCACCAACGUUAAUAAUUGGCACUGGUGUGAAAAGAAUGCCAGUGGUUGGAGCAAGGAAAAAUUCAAGUUGCUGUUUGAGGGCAUGACCAUUGACGAACCUGGACUAGCCAAGGUAACAAUAAAAGAGGUUUCGAAGACAGAAGGUGAAGCGAUGAUCAACAAUCGAAAAGGAAAACUCAUUUACUUUUAUGAAUGGGUUCUGAAAUUGGAGUGGGAGGCAUCGUUGUAUGAAGAUCCAAAGAAAGAAGUUAAAGGGGCUAUGGAGAUUCCAAACUUAUCAGAGGAGAAUGAUGCCUCAGAAGUUGAUGUUAACGUAUCUCUGUCUGCGGGAGGAUCGAAAGGAGAGCAAGUUAAAGAAUUUUUAAGAAAAAAAGGAUAUAAAGAUAUUCAGGAUAAAAUACAAGAAUAUAUUGUAGCCUUGAAACGAGAAUACGCUACUGAUCUUAUUUUGCCAACGAAAGAUCAAGCAACAACAAAAUCAGAUAAGACCUGUAUAAAUUCGCCACCCGUAGAAAAAUCGACCAAUAUUAAUGUGAUUAACACAACAAAUAACUUGGAUAAGUUGGACCUUGGUUGUAAAAUCUCCACUUCUAGUUUCACCCAAACACAGAACUUCAAGUGCACAGCAGACGACUUGUAUAGAGCCUUGACACAGAGAGAGAUGGUGGUUGCAUUUACUCACAGUGAUGUUAAACUAGAAGUUGAAAAGGGUGGAAAAUUUGAACUUUUUGGGGGUAAUAUUACUGGAGAGUUUACAAGUUUGGUUCCCAACAAGCGGAUAACGCAAAACUGGCGCUUUAGAUCUUGGCCUAAUGGCCAUUACUCAGAAGUUGUUAUAGAUUUGGUUCAGAAGGAAGACCAAACUGAACUCACCUUAACACAAACAGGAAUCCCAUCAAAUGACCUUGAAAGGACGAGAGAGGGAUGGCGAAACUAUUACUGGGAAAGUAUCAAGAGGACCUUUGGGUUUGGUACCAUGCUUAUUUGAAGUUUGGUCUGGCAUAAGCACCCUCGUUACAUCAAUUUGCAUAUGAAAGCCUGCACCAGCUUUCUUGAAGAGCAGAGAACAUUUACAGUUUGUUUGUGUUUAUAUUUGACCGCUCCCACUACACACAUCUGAACGCUUGACAUCCCAGCCUCUGUUAACUACUUUGUUUUGCAGCAUCCAGUGUACUUUGCAAAUACCCAGUGGUGGAAAAAUGUGGAAACUGUGAAUAAUUCAGUAAUUGUAAAGUUACUAGAUUUGUAAGUUUAAAAAGUAGCUUUCUGUGGUUUGUCAGGUAUUAGUUUUUCUUAGACUUUUUAACUGCUGACUUGCCAGUGUAAUUUUUAGACUGCUCCUUGCAUGGCAGAGGUUCGGUUCGAUUGUACCUGGUUUGCCUUGUAUGGAAAUGGAAGUUUGGUAACCUUAUACACGGAGUAUUGGAUUGACAAACUGCAAAUGUGGUCAUUCAGUUUAAUGCUUUGGUGGAAAUCAAGAUUAUGGGACAAAGGUCUUCGUAGGCAUUGGAACUCCAGGUUGAGCACUGUAGUGUAUUUUUCCCCCCCUCAGGUAGCAAAAACAGGGCAGGCAAAGUUUGUUACUUUUGUGUACUUACAAUCCUAGUUAAUAACUAUAACUAUAAAAUAUUGUAUGUGGCCUGAAUGACCUUGCAGCCAGCUCCCAGGUACAUCGUUAAGUUAUGUACUUAGACAUUUAGUUUUGGGUUGCAAUAAAACUUGAAUCAUAUGAUGUUCAAAUAAAUUAUGUACUUCCUUAAGGAUAUGCCUGACUUUUUAUAAAUGUUCUCUUAAGAAAAUCUUUUUCAAAAUUAUUGAAUUUUACAAAAAAAAAGAAAAAAAGAAAAAAAAACCAACUUGUUUCCUGUAAACUUGAAUUUCUAUUCUGCAGUGUCCAUAUAUCUGCUGGAAAGGUUCUUUACUUUAAGUGGGUUUUUACAUGAAAUGUGAGUAGCAUUCACCACCUUAAUAUUCGUUUGGAAGUACUGCAGGAGCUGAACUUUGAAGACCUUCACAUUCACUCUUUUGAGGUGAUUUUUCAAGAAACCCAGAAAUGCUCUUACAGCAGAAUGUAACUGUGUAUUUGUCUUUUCUGAGGAAAGCAAGUUCUCGUAAUGAACAAUUGGUAACCACAUAUUCCCAUUAUAAUAUGGUCAUUUGGUUUCGAAGUUGGUUUACCCUGGCAUUGCAUUUCAAGGUAAUAUUUUGUGAUAAAUUAGCUAGUUAUUUCAUAUUGGCUUUUAAAAACUUUUUUUUUUUUUUGUAGAUUUUCCAUUGCAAGCUUAUAUAUAUAGUUUCCAUUUAAGAUUUGUAAAUCUUUUGUCAGUUAUGUAAAUUUUUCAUCAAAUAAAUUUUAUUUAUUUCAAAAAUUUUCAUCAAAUAAAUUUUAUUUAUUUCAAACAAACAGUGGUGUAAUAAACUCGGUACAGUUGUCACAAAAAAAUUCUAGUUAGUGAUAUGCCACAUAAUAUAGGUCCCCAAAAAGGCAAAUGACAUCACAUUGAGCCAUUGAGUCAAAUGACAUCACAUUGAGCCAUUGAGUAAGGAAUUUGUGUAUUGUCCCAAAUUCCAGAUAGUCCACCGACUUUUAAGUUGUCCCAUAUACAAAAAUACAUAUGACUUUAUGACAAAAUUUAAUAAAUUUAACUUU
Macrobrachium nipponense is the source of this 2816-nucleotide messenger RNA. Its product is annotated as activator of 90 kDa heat shock protein ATPase homolog 1-like. The transcript has 9 exons. The record is from RefSeq and is a predicted model, not a curated record. Gene Ontology annotation, cellular component: cytosol. Gene Ontology annotation, molecular function: protein-folding chaperone binding; ATPase activator activity. Bases 111 to 1154 code for a protein of 347 amino acids. Gene Ontology annotation, biological process: protein folding; positive regulation of ATP-dependent activity. Lineage: Eukaryota; Metazoa; Arthropoda; Malacostraca; Decapoda; Palaemonidae.